UAUUACGCAAAUCGCAAAAUGAUAUAGGACUUUCUUUUCAGCUUCACUUAAUCUAUCUCCACCUUUUCGGUCGAUACUUCCCUACCGGACACCCUGUAUAAUUACUAAUAUAAAAAAGAAUAUAACUUGUAAUAACUGUAUAUUAUCUACCAGGGCACCUAUUAUCAAGUAUCAACGAUUCCGUUCGAAAACGUGCGUUUCCGACAACUGAGUUUCCGAUUCCGAUUUCGUUUCUGUCAUAGAACUAUUACACAUCUCGUCGAAAUCGGAACGGAAUUGGCUUUCCGUAUGUUUCACUAGAUACUAUUUGAAAAUAAGUGAGACGAGAGGAACGGACGAAUUGGACUAUUUGAACGAAUCACAGUACAAGAAAAGAAUCUAGAUUUGAAAUGCAUAUACCGGCACAAUGGGAGACAGCAUAAGAAAGAAGACCACAACGGAACAGCGACUUAUUAUGUUACAUUUUAUGGAAGAGCAUCGAGACCUAGCUCAAAAUCGUAUACAAGGCCCAAACGGAAAGAAACAAGCAGCUCUUUUAUGGGAACAGCUUGCAACAAAGUUAAAUAGCUGUGGUAGUGGAACCACUAAAUCUAUCGAUAAGUGGAUAAAAUCAUGGAGAGAUUGGCGCACGGAUACAAAGGCAAAAGCAGCAAAAAAUAGAAAUUAUUGUCGAGGCACUGGAGGAGGCGGUCCUAGUCCUACUCCUCUUCUUGAAAUAGAAGAAAGAUUAAUUUCUUUAAUAGGCGUGGAAUCAGUUACUGGACACUCUAAUGUAAUAGAUCCUGCAGAGAUAUUGACGUUCAAAUUCUCCAUGAAAUGAAGACCCAGACAACCGUACUAAAUAAAAUAAGCGAGGCAAUAUCUGAUAUUGCUACUUCUAUAAGGAACUUUACAAAUCUAACUUCCGUGGCAGAUACAAACGAAGAUAUGGAAAUGUAUUCUACGGAAGAUCAAUAACAACAUGAAUAUAUAAAUGUUGUUCAUGAUAUUCUUUUCUACUUAUAAUAUCUACUUUUCUACUUAUAAUAUCUAAUAUGUAUGCAUAUUUAUUUUUUAAAUAUACUGUUUUAGAGAAAGGAUAA
This is a messenger RNA of Ooceraea biroi (clonal raider ant), 1082 nucleotides long. RefSeq lists its product as uncharacterized. The record is from RefSeq and is a predicted model, not a curated record. Lineage: Eukaryota; Metazoa; Arthropoda; Insecta; Hymenoptera; Formicidae. Gene Ontology annotation, cellular component: nucleus.